AUGUUCCUGAAGAUUGCACCAGUUCGUGGUGUUUUGCGAUUUGGUAGAAAGGGGAAGCUUAGUCCACGUUUUAUUGGACCUUUUGAGAACCUCGAAAGAGUUGGCCCAGUAGCCUAUAGAUUGACAUUACCACCAGCGUUGGAUGCUGUACAUAAUGUUUUUCAUGUUUUGAUGCUGAGGAGGUAUGUUGUAGACCCUAUGCAUAUUCUUCAUUAUGAAGACUUGGAGUUAAAGAAGGACUUAAGCUACGAAGAACAGCUCAUGAAAAUUUUAGCACGGGAAGUGAGAUCCUUGCGUAGCAGAGAUAUUCCCUUUGUUAAAGUUUUAUGGAAGAAUCAGCAAGCUAGUGAAGCUACUUGGGAAAGAGAAGAGGAGUUUAAACGAGAGUAUCCAUACUUGUUUAGGGAGUUGAAAACUUUCGAGGACGAAAGUUCUUAA
This is a messenger RNA of Cucurbita moschata (crookneck pumpkin), 438 nucleotides long. RefSeq lists its product as uncharacterized. Lineage: Eukaryota; Viridiplantae; Streptophyta; Magnoliopsida; Cucurbitales; Cucurbitaceae. The transcript has a single exon. The coding region runs from base 1 to 438 and encodes 145 amino acids. The record is from RefSeq and is a predicted model, not a curated record.